This is a messenger RNA of Oenanthe melanoleuca, 3155 nucleotides long. RefSeq names its product matrix metallopeptidase 28 (gene MMP28). Lineage: Eukaryota; Metazoa; Chordata; Aves; Passeriformes; Muscicapidae. Bases 41 to 1549 code for a protein of 502 amino acids. Gene Ontology annotation, cellular component: extracellular matrix. Gene Ontology annotation, biological process: extracellular matrix organization; proteolysis; collagen catabolic process. Gene Ontology annotation, molecular function: zinc ion binding; metalloendopeptidase activity. The transcript is spliced from 8 exons. The record is from RefSeq and is a predicted model, not a curated record.
CGGCCGGGGCGGCGGCGGAGCGGAGCGGAGCGGAGCCGGGAUGGCAGGAACGCUGCGGGCCGCCCUGGCACUGGGGCUGCUGGCGGCAGCUCAGCCCGCACCGGCCGCGGGGCAGCAGCGGCGGCAGGCGGAGCUCUUCCUGGAGAAAUACGGCUACUUCAGCGAGCCGGGGGCCGGCACACACAGCCCGGCCGAGUUCAGCGAGGCGCUGAGGGAUUUCCAGCGGGUGACCCACCUCCCGCUCAGCGGGGUGCUGGAUGCCCGCACCCUCCAUCAGAUGGCUCUGCCCAGGUGUGGCACCGAUGACAGCGACAGCCGCGCUGCCGGGGCAUGGCCCGCCCGGCGCCGCCGGCGCACGGCACAGCACGGCGGGCGCUGGUACAAGCGGCACCUGACGUACCGGGUGGUGAACUGGCCGCCCUACCUGCCGCAGCACGAGGUGCGCCGGGCCGUGAGAGCCGCCUUCGAGCUCUGGAGCAACGUGUCCUCCCUGCUCUUCUGGGAGGCGCAGCAGGGCCCCGCCGACAUCCGCCUCACCUUCUUCCACGGCGACCACAACGAUGGACUCAGCAACGCCUUCGAUGGGCCAGGAGGUGCCCUGGCUCACGCCUUCUUCCCCCGGCGAGGCGAGGCGCACUUCGACAGCGCCGAGCGCUGGUCCCUGCGCAGCGGCAAAGGGCGCAACCUCUUCAUCGUGGUGGCCCACGAGGUGGGGCACACGCUGGGGCUGCAGCACUCGCCCGCCAAGAGCGCCCUCAUGUCCCCCUACUACAAGAAACUCAGCAAGGAUUUUGUCCUCAGCUGGGAUGACAUCUUGGCAGUCCAGAAUUUGUACGGAAAGCCCUCCAAGGGCUCGGCCAUCCAGCUCCCAGGAAAGGUCUUCACUCACUUCCAGGACUGGAACACUGAUCUUUAUGGCAGGGACCAACAGCAGAGGAGCCUCAGCACCUACUACUGCCACUCCUUCUUCGAUGCCAUAACUGCAGAUGGGGAUCACAACCUCUACAUCUUCAAGGGCAGCCACUACUGGGUGGUGUCAGCCAGUGGCAAUGCCAGUGACCCACGGCCACUGCAGCCCCGCUGGCCCGGGCUCCCCCCCAGCAUCGACGCCUGCGCCUGGUCCCAGCUCAGUGGGAAGUUCUACUUCUUCAAAGGUGGCCGAUGCUGGCGCUACGCGGGCUCCGAGCUGGAGGCAGGAUUCCCCCGAAAAUGCAGCGCGCUGGGGCUGCCCCGGCACCCGGACACCGCGCUCUACUUCCAGCAGCUCCGGCGGCUCGUCCUCUUCAAAGGCCCCAAAUACUGGGUGCUGGGCGAGGAGCCGCUGGGCGUGGAGCCCUAUUACCCGCGGAGCCUGCGGGACUGGGCAGGGCUGCCCGCGGGCACGGCCGGGGCUCUCACCCACCGCGACGGCUCCGUCUACUUCUUUCGGGAUGAGCAGUACUGGAAAUUCGACCAGGCUAAGCUGCGAGUGGUGGCCACCGGCAAAUGGGCCACGCAGCUUUCCUGGAUGGGCUGCUGGGAUGCCGACAGCGAGCAGGUUCUUCUCUGAGCACUUUCUUUCCUGGGCUCUGGAGCUCACCUCGCUCCCUGCUGCCUGGAUGCUGCUUUGUGGCUCUGGGUUCUGUCUGAGGAUGCCCAGGCAGGAGCUGUGGGAUGGUGCAGCUGUGGCCCAGCAGAGCUCAGAUGCAGCUGGGACAGAUGUGCCACAGCCAGGUGGCCUGGAGACUUUGGGACACUGUAUUUUUUUUUAAAGACCACCAAAAAAAAAAAAUGUAUAAGCCAUGGAGACUGCAAACACACCCAUUUCUGUUAACUUCCAGGAUAUUGCUACACGUGUUUUUCAAACCAGGACUGGGGUUUGGUGAUACUUUUUGAUAUCUUUGUUGAUAUUUGUUGAUAUCUGUCAUUUUCCCAUGAUCAGGCAGAGAAGUGUCUUGCUGGUUGCUUUGGGAUUUGGAUGGUUUUAAGUAACAGACUGAGAACAUGUCCUGCUUAAAACUACACAAAAAGAGACAUUUGGACAAAAACUUGGGUCCACGUGGAGCUUUGCCCCUGCUGCUUGUUCAGACCCCAGGUAUGGAGGGUUGGGAUGCUUUGCUGGGCUGUGCUCACAUCCCAGAGCUCUGCUGAAGCACCAGGUGGAGACACCACCACAGAGGGAUUUUGGGGCUGGGAGCAGAGGGGUUUGGUGUAGAGGGAAAGGGGAGGCUCAGCUGGGCUGCUGGCUGUGUCACUGUGCUGCUCACAGGCAGCAGGAGCACUGACUUUAGGAUGGGUUUGGGGUGCCUGGCUGGGUUCUCUGUGUCUAACAAGGGUUGUGCUCCCCUGGCAGCCCUCACUGUGUGCAAAGUGUGCACUGUGUGCUCUGCUGGCUCUGCAAGGGACAGGACCAGCCAGUUUCUGAGCCCCACCUGGAUGAACAGGAGGGACAAAUAACUGGGGGAGGAGGGGAAGAGGAGAGGGUGAGCAGGACAGAGGGACAUGUCUGUGCAUGCAGGCCCACAGGGACAGCGUGGCUGCAUAUUCCUCAUUCCUUCCCCAAGGCAGACUCCCCACCUGGAAACACUGCUGGCUCCUGGGCAGCCACCAGCUCUGCCUGCAAAGGGCCAUCGUGUGCCAGGGCUGGGGAUGGAGCUCAGCUUCCCAGAGCUGCAAUUCUGAGGAACUGGUGCUGAGCAAGACAGGGCUCAGCUUUAUUAAAUGAUUUACUGAAAUCAUUUAUCCAGAGGUUCUCCCAGGACUCAGACCCCAGCCUCUGCCAUGUCAGGGCACCCUCCUGAUGCCAGCAGCUUCAAGGAUUCCUCUUUUAUUCAUCUUUGCCCAUUCUAGACCUUCCCUGCAGAGCAGGGCUUGCCCUAAGCAGGGUGCCAGGGCCGGUACAUCCCCGGGGCUUUCGGUGCUGCCAGCUGAGCUGGGUUUGGCAGGAUGGGGAGCAGCACUCUUCCCAUUCCCCACAACACUUGUGAGUGAGCCCUUCAUGAGCAGGCACAGACACAGGGUCUUCAUCUGCCUAAAACCUCAGGGGACUUUCCACGUUGCCAAAGAAACGGCCCUGCAGCAUUUCCAUUGGAAUUGAAUGAUAAUGAGGUGACGUUUCCUGCAGGGCGUCCCAAGGGCUUGGAGACCUGACAGCAAAUAAAACCAAAUUCUGGAUA